Molecule: messenger RNA, 159 nt
Organism: Dovyalis caffra
Lineage: Eukaryota; Viridiplantae; Streptophyta; Magnoliopsida; Malpighiales; Salicaceae
Source: the annotation of a GenBank genome assembly
AUGGACAAAAAUAAUCUGAAUUCUGGUAAUGCAAACCAUCUACUGACUGAUAUGAACGCUCUGGCUGCUUCUGCUGCAAUAGAGAUGCUUAGUUGCUCCACUGCUUAUGUUGCUACUGCUGCAGAAUAUAAUGUUCUGAGAUUUGAUAAACAAAAUUGA